Messenger RNA from Colossoma macropomum (tambaqui), 2814 nucleotides. Its product is annotated as asialoglycoprotein receptor 1-like. The record is from RefSeq and is a predicted model, not a curated record. The transcript has 12 exons. Lineage: Eukaryota; Metazoa; Chordata; Actinopteri; Characiformes; Serrasalmidae. Bases 35 to 1336 code for a protein of 433 amino acids.
CGGUUGGUGAAUGAGGCCCAGUGCAAUUCAGUGAAUGUGUCCUCUUACUCAACAGCCACUUCUUCAAAUAGGAGAAUUGAAGCGCUUCCCAUUUCUUUCUCAUGAACAGCAGCAGGCAUCAUCCAGAUACAAAACCGGGCAGGUUAGCUUCACCCCACACUUCCAGAACAUGAUGGAGAACCACUACAGCAGUAUGGACGUGGACGAAGAACACAGGGGAUCGCCUAAAGCUUUUAACCACAGGAAACUGAGUUUCAUCCUGUUGGUGUCUGGGGCUUUGGUCAUCUUUAUCCUAUUUGUUAUGAUUUUCGUCGUAUAUGGCUAUCAGGAGAGGAGAUUUGCGGAGUUGGAGCGCUCCAUGAUUUCUCACCAUUCUUCAGUUAACUCGAUGAAUUCUGAUCUGAAAGGCAAACUGAAAGACACAGGUACCGAAUUGGAAACAAUGGUCUCAGAACUGAAGAAGUCUGUGUCAGGUCUCAGCUCCUAUGUGGACCUGUACACUUCCAGAAUGCACGACCAACUCAACACUGGACCCCAGGUGAAUAAGUUAUCUGAAAUUCAGAUCUUAAUGAACAAGCUGAAUUCCUCACUCGGUUCCCUUUCCUCAAAAAUGGAGACCAAACUGCAGGACGCAGCCACUCAGCAGAACGGCCAGCACACAGAGCUGAAGAGAUUCCUCGACCAUUUAAAUUCUUCUGUAUCAGAACUGACAGCCAAACUACAGGAUACUGAUCAGAAAGUGAUGGCUGCUUUCAGUGAAAUGAAGGAUAAACUGGAGAGCAGCAGUAAAACAGCAGGUCUUGUCCAAGAAUCUCAGAACAGGACGCUGAUUGAGGUGGUGAAAUUGUCUUCUUCUGUAGAGUCUCUGUCUUCUAAGCUGCAGAGCACAGAUCAGAGAGUGAUGGACGCUCUGAAUGAAAUGAAGGCUAAACCGGAGAACAGCAGUAAACCAGCAGUGACUAGCUGUAAGCCUGGAUGGACGCAGCGUCUCUCCAGAUGUUACUGGUUCUCCAAUGACACUCGGAACUGGCACCAGGCGAGAGAAUACUGCAGGACCCAGAAUGCCUCAAUACUCAAAGUGGAAAAUGAAGAUGAAUGGGCAUUUGUAACUGCUAACUUGAAUGAAUACUGGAUUGGUCUCACAGAUGAAAUCACAGGGCAGUGGAGAUGGGCUGAUGAAACACCUUAUGUGAUAGAUAGAAAAAAGUGGGCACCCGGACAGCCUGAUAACUGGACCGGUGACGGAGAGGAUGGAGAACACUGUGCACAUAUAAGACGUAGGAAGCUGAAUGACUUGCACUGCAAAAUUAGAAUGAACUACAUCUGCAAGGCGUAGAUCGCUCUGCACGGAAAAGACUGGUGUGUUGGGUGUUCAUGGACAAAAUGCACGUUUUGUACAUUUGAGUGAUUCAGGACUUUUGAGACCAGACCUUAAUAACAUGCCUGUAAACAAACCUGUGGUUUUAUUAUGUAACUUUUAGAUUUCAGUUUAUUCUACUUUUUAAUAGUAAGGCAUCCAUUUGAUUUUGAACAUUGUAAUGUGCAGUGAUGAAGGGACUCUGUGAAGUGGAGAACCUGCAGUGAAGUAUGUUUUAUGGCACUGAAGCCUCCAGCAUUACCGUGUACUCACAGCCUUUCCUCUGUAGAAUUUUUGUAGAGCAUUGUAAAUAAUAUUUACAAUUCAAAACCAGGCUGGUCACAACUGGACUGUGGGUAGAUCUGAGGGGUGAAGAUUCUGAUUAUUUGCACCCCACACCACAGGAUAAUCUGGGAAGAUGAUCAUUUAAGACCUUUCUGAAAUUUGGACAUCAUCUGUGAUUGUCGGGAGGCGAAUCAGCCUCAAAAUCGGCCCAAUUAUCCUGCACUGUUGGACACUGGGGGCCAGGUUUACUAAAAGAGGUGCUAGUUACCAGCUGCCUACUGACACUUUGCAUCUGUGGGACGUGUUUUUUUUUUGUUGGUUUUUUCUUCCAUGCAAAUGAACACAGUCUCAACUUCAUAAUUAACAUAUGAGCAGCACAGUAUAACUGCAUGUUUGACUCACAUGCUUUUUGCCAUGUAAGGGAAAAGGGCCGUGACCCAAACCGCAUACUACAGCACUGAAUAGUGUUAAAAAUCCACCAUUAGAAGUGCAUAUAUUAGUGUAGUAUGUAAAGUAUAGAAGUGUGCAGAAUGGGACGCAGCCAAAACGUUUUUUAUCCUCUGAUAAACUGACUAAUAGCUAAAGAACAAGUUAUUAAUAAUAAAAAUGUAAAAAUAAUGACAUUUGUAUAGCGCUUUUCUAGGACCCAAAGAUGCUUACAGAUUACAAUUAGUAGCACAACAACAAAUGACACAGGAGAGAUACAUAUUCACAGCACAGAUGACGAACUGACGUGAGCCGUUCUUUGAGAAAGUGUCAACAUUUUGACAUAGGUAAAAACAAAAAUGUUAGAUAAAAAAUGAUUAUUUUGACUUUGUUUUGAAACAUGCUCGUUUUUGUGGUUUGAGCAGAACUUGAGUGUGUUUAGAAUUUGUGUUAUUUUGUAAAAUCUGUUUAAUUUGACUGAGAACUUCCCGCUCUGUUGGGAAAAAUGAUUUGAGGCAAUGAAUGAGGCAAAAGCACAAACAAGCAGCUCCACCCCUUUUUUAGUAAAUGUUGACACACUUUUUAAGGCCAAAACAGAGUUUGUGACGAUACAAAAUGUAGCUAAACGUGCCCCAGAUGGAAAACGGCUAACUUGUGAUGAAUAAGUUGAUACCAAAUGAUGAUCUUGAAAGUUAAUUAUUAAAUUAAAUCCACAUGAGCAGAGUGUAAAAUAAACUUGAGCUGGA